Molecule: messenger RNA, 5860 nt
Organism: Myxocyprinus asiaticus (Chinese sucker)
Lineage: Eukaryota; Metazoa; Chordata; Actinopteri; Cypriniformes; Catostomidae
Product: tyrosine-protein phosphatase non-receptor type 4-like
Exons: 27
Coding region: 316-3108 (930 amino acids)
Biological process (GO): protein dephosphorylation
Cellular component (GO): cytoskeleton; cytoplasmic side of plasma membrane; cytoplasm
Molecular function (GO): protein tyrosine phosphatase activity; cytoskeletal protein binding
Source: RefSeq, a predicted model, not a curated record
AUGCAGGAUUAUAGAGCUAAACAGCGGCCACAGAAAGGAUUGCAAUCGCGUUCGGGGUUUUUAUUUCAUUCACUGCACCUAAGAAGAAACCCGGAUUGCAUUUCCCUUUGGAAUUGGCAUUUAGAACUGUGCCAGAGGCCCCUUUGAAAUAAAUGUAAUGUGAGCAUCUACAGCAAUGUGGUCAUUUUCAUGCGGAUGAGCUACCGUUGUUGUGCCUUUCUCCCCCUUCCUAUUCUUCUUUCAUCAUAAUUCAAGAUCACCUUUAAUUCACUGGACUCUCCUAGACCUGUAUAUGAAGACGUAGUCCGGACCGUAAUGACCGCCCGCUUCCGGUUGCCUGCUGGCAGAAGUUACGAUGUGGGAGCGUUGGAGGAGGUCAGAGAAAGACAGCACACGCAGGUGGUGUGUAACGUUUUACUAUUGGACAACACAGUGCAGAGCUUCAGAGUCAAUAAGCAAGAUCAGGGGCGAGUCUUGUUGGACAUAGUGUAUAAACACUUGGAGCUAACCGAGCGAGACUACUUCAGCCUUCAACUAGCAGACGAUUCCUCUUACAGCCAGAGGUGGCUGGAUCCAAACAAACCUGUUAGAAAACAACUGAAAAAGCCAUCUCCACAUAAUUUGAGGUUCAGGGUGAAGUUUUUCGUGUGCGACCCCAGUAAACUACAAGAGGAGUACACAAGGUAUUUGUACUUUCUGCAGUUGAAACAGGAUAUUCUGACUGGAAGGCUUCCAUGCCCUCAGAAUACUGCAGUUCUUCUGGCUUCUUAUGCUGUUCAAGCUGAGUUGGGGGACUACAGUCACUCUGAACAUUUGCCCGGGUACCUCUCCGAGUACAGCUUCAUUCCCAACCCACCACAGGACUUUGAGAAAGAAGUCGCCAAACUUCAUCAAGAGCACAAUGGACUCACACCAGCUCAGUCAGAGUUUAACUACUUGAAUGCUGCACAGACGCUUGAGUUGUAUGGCGUGGAAUUGCACUAUGCUCGGGACCAUUGUAACACAGAGAUUUACAUUGGAGUUUUGUCUGCUGGCAUCUCCAUCUAUAAGGACAGGGUACGAAUCAGCCACUUUCCAUGGUUGAAAAUUGUAAAAAUAUAUUUUAAAUCAAAACAGUUUUUUAUCCAACUAAGGAAAGAAAUGAAUGAGAAUAGAGAGUCUUUACUGGGCUUCAACAUGAUGAACUACAGAGCUUGUAAGAACUUAUGGAAGGCCUGCGUGGAGCAUCACACGUUCUUCAGACUUGAGCGGCCCGUUCCUCCCGAGAGGAACCUCUUCCUGCAGUACUUCACCCUUGGAUCCAAGUUUCGUUAUUGUGGGAGGACAGAGGCACAGUCUGUACAGUACGGAAAGGAAAGAGGCAACAAGAAUAGAGUUUUUGCCAGGUCACCGAGUAAACCUCUAGUUAGGAGGCUCAUGAGCGGUUUGGACUGGGAGACCGUCAGCAGGAAUUCUCUCUCAGACGAUCGAUUGGAAACCCAGAGUCUGCCCAACCGUUCCCCACCAGACUCGCCUAAUCAUAACUCCGCAGAGGGUGCACGGGUCAGGCCGUCCUCCAUUGGUCACCUAGUUGACCAUGUGAUCGACGACUCGCCAUGCGAGACAUUCACCAAUCACAAGUCUGCAUCGUCCACGCAGGCCAACAGCAUCAGUCUGGACUCGACACCGUCUCCAGACGUAACGACUGAUGAACAGCCACCCGCACUGCCCCCAAAACAGUCUAGAAAAGACCGUCUCACCCACUAUGGCAGAUCACAGUCACAACACGAGCUGGACGACCACAUCAGCGAAUUGUACAACGUACCUGCGGCGUCAGGAAAAAGCAUGAAUGGAGCGGUACCUCAUGACAAUCUCGUUCUGAUUAAAAUGAGGCCUGAUGAAAACGGGCGAUUUGGAUUUAAUGUGAAGGGUGGCGCUGAUCAGAGAAUGCCCAUCAUAGUGUCCCGUGUGGCUCCAGGAACUCCGGCUGAUAUGUGUGUGCCUCGGCUGAACGAGGGCGACCAGGUCAUGCUGAUUAAUGGUCGUGAUAUCUCUGAGCACACUCAUGAUGACGUGGUUAUGCUAAUCAAAGCCAGCUGUGAGGACCAAUCAGGAGAGCUCAUUCUGCUCGUCAGACCCACUGCCAUCUAUGAUGUAGAUGAAGAGCAGGAGAAGUUGGAUCUGGAACCGGAUUUCCAGUACAUUCCUGAGACUUCAGGUCUCGACCAGACUCACUCAGAGGCCGACAGCCUGAAAUCCUCCAUACAGCUGCUGGAAGACGGUCUGUCCAGCGGUACAGUUCUUGCACAAUUCGAUCAACUAUACAGGAAACGGCCUGGGAUGUCCAUGUCAUGUGCUAGAUUACCGCAAAACAUCUCCAAAAAUCGUUAUCGGGACAUUUCUCCAUAUGAUGCCACUCGUGUUGUAUUGAAGGGGAUGGAUGAUUAUAUCAAUGCAAAUUAUAUAAACAUGGAGAUUCCUUGUAAAAGUGAGAUAAAGCGAUAUAUUGCUUGUCAAGGCCCUCUUCCUGGUACCUGCUCUGACUUCUGGGAGAUGGUGUGGGAACAGAGCGCCACCCUAGUGGUCAUGCUCACAACGCAAGUUGAACGCGGCAGGGUGAAAUGUCAUCAAUAUUGGCCAAGCUUUUCUGCAAGUGGCACUUAUGGGGGCUUCCAGGUGACAUGUGUAUCGGAGGAAGGGAAAUCCGCAUAUCUGCUCAGAGAUUUGAUCCUUACACACCUGGAGAGUAACGAAGAGAGACACAUUUGUCAGAUGCAGUACUUGGCGUGGCCGGAUCACGGCGUACCGGAUGAUUCAUCAGACUUCCUGAACUUUGUCAGUCACGUACGCAGCAAACGAACCGACACAGUUGAGCCGGUGGUGGUUCAUUGCAGUGCUGGGAUUGGUCGCACCGGCGUUCUUAUCACCAUGGAGACAGCGAUGUGUCUGAUAGAGAACGGGCAGUCAGUGUAUCCCUUGGACAUUGUAAGAACCAUGAGAGACCAGCGUGCUAUGAUGAUCCAGACUCCUAGCCAGUACCGUUUUGUCUGUGAAGCGAUUCUGAAAGUUUACAAGGAGGAGAUCGUAAAACCAUUUGAGACUGAAACUCCCAGUGAAAACGAAGAAUGAAUGGUGCCCUUCAGCAUAGCUGAGGUUCUUCUGUGAUUUACAACUACUGCCAGUGAGAACUGCGCUCGGCUCGCUAUCUCCCCCUGCUGGACGAGGCCGCCUGCAAGCUAGAAUCCAGUCGAAAAAGCACUAUUGCACUUUACAACGACAAAUAAUGACUUAAGGGGAUUUUUCAUUUUUUUAAAUGUUUCAGGUAACUGAUUAAUAGGUACUGUUAAUAAAAAGAAACUUGCUUUUGCUUUCGUGCCAAAAGCUGAAAUGAGCCACAGUCCGUGUCAGAAUGAACUUUCGCAACUAACGACAACUUUUUAAGUUUUCCUAGCUAUUUUUUAUUUUUUUUUAAACAGUAAACUUAAAAGCAACGGGUGCUUACCCCUUUCUCUUUCUUUUGUCCUGACUGUGUCUGUUAUCGUGUUAACUGUUACGUUUAAAAUUUGAAGUUGAAGUGUGUAACUUCUGCGCAACUAGUGGCACCAAACGGAAUUGCAGAAGUAAUGACAUUCUCAAACACUCCCAUUGGUCAAACAGAUAGUCUCGCCCCAAACUCACACUGUUGGUUGAGUCAACCAAUACUCAAACGAACAGAGGAAUGUUUUGAAAGCGCCACAGUGUUUAUUAGUUAAAAUCAACUACAAAUGGCUUAAUUGUUGUCUCUGCAUAUUAAGCUGGGGUAAGAGAAAGUAUUUUAACAUUACACACUUCAGCUUUAAGUUUGAAUUAACUUUUGUUUUCUCUGAGGUAUUUCAAUGAAAGCAGUCAGCCGCUGAAUGAACACUUCAGCUUUUACAAUAGUUUUAGCCCCUGCGCUUUGAAGAUAGUCUCAUCUUUCGUUACUUUAUACAUUUUCAAUGGGAAUAUUACAGUUCUCUCUAAAUUUACUGAAGUUAACAGGCACCAGCUUUGAGUCAGCUACGUCGAAAAUGAGUCAUGCUGACAAUGUUUCUCGCUGCCAAAUUUCACUGCUGUUUGCCUCAAACCGAUUGGUGGGCUGCUUUGACUAAUUGACUAUUUAUUGCGAGGGCAUGAGUAGUAUGCAAAAUAACUGUCGUCUUUAUCGUUAAAUAUGCCACAGGCAGCUGUUUAGCUCUAUGAUCCAUGUCUGCAGGGUCUUGGAAGAAGAUUUUUAUUUGAAAUUUAAAUCCGUGAAUUUCAUUUUUGCUUCAUUGACUGAGACUGGAAACGCUUUUAAUCGAGAGGUAUUUUGGACGUAAAGUAAGACGUAAACAUGUUUGAAAACUGCAACAAUCAUUUUUGCAAAUUAGCAUUUUUAUCUUGCUUUCCUAUUAAAAUAUCUAAACCACCUUAAAACAAUAGAAAUUAAUUUGAGGAUUAAAAUUGCAUAAGAUAAUAAGACUUGUUUUCCUAACCCAAUGGCAAAAUAGUUUUUUCUCGUUAACUUUUGUUGGAUUUAUGCUUAAAACAAGAAAAGAAAAAAAAAAAAAGCUAUUUGCCAGCAAUUCAACAUGUAUUCUCUGAAAACAAGUCUUUAAUAUUUUAUGUAAUUUUACUUCUAAAGUAAAUGUAUCAUGUUUAGAAGCUUGUUUGUUUUUACUGGAAAACGUGGAAAAUUCUGAUUUCAAAUUUUUAUUUUAUUUUAUUUUAUUUUUUUGCAGUGAAAAUCAUCAUACGGUCUCAGAUGUUCAUUUUCUCCAUGUUUGUGAUCAAAUUUUCCUGACUUUUAUUGCAAGCAAUGGAUUAUCUUAAGAUUGCAAUUGUAUGAUUAUCACACAAUACAAAUAUUUCAUGUUCUUCACCGAGUAGAAAUGUCUCCACUAUCCCUAAAGAGUACAAAUUGAAAUUCUGCUUAUCAUUGAUCAUGCAUAUCCUGGACUUUCUCUUACCUUACUGGUUACAUAUUAGCAACUGCCUGCAAAUAUACUCUAUCAUGUGUAAGUGAUGGCCUGGAACUCAAAGUUUUAUUCAAUGCAAGUGCAGGUGCAAUUUGCCAACUUUUUACUAACCCUUGUGGAUCUGCACUUUUAGCCAGUAACGAUCAAUGGGCCUUAUUCAUGAAAAGUGCAAAAAAAAUUUCAUUGUAAAUUGUUCGUAAAACGUUCUUAUGGAAUUUGUCAAUGCAGCAAUUUACGUAAGAACGGUUUUACGAACAAUUUGCACAAAUUUGUUCUUGUGUUUCAUGAAUGAGGCCUAAUUAAUUUCACUUUAAAAACAUUUUUUACGGUGCGUGAUCGUGAAACGUAACGUUAUAAUUGUCCACAUUUUUGAGGGAACAAAUGUUUUGGAAUUAUGGCACUGACAGAGCAUUUACCUUUUAAUCCGACGCUCUAGAUCAUCUCAAUUGUUUAUGAACAUUUUACGAACAUGACUUCUAUGGCACUUCUGGUCGUUAAAGAGCUAAAGUAUGUAGUACAAUGUUUCGCGGUGCCGUUGCGUAAACUAUUUGGCGUCAAGGACCAAUCCUGCCCACCGUUUUGAAUGUGAGCCAAUUUUGCUUCAGCGUACGUCGUUAUAGCGCAGCAGCUAGAUAUUUACUACCAAUGUCUCAUUGGAAGUGGUGGUAUUUUUGUAUUUAAAGAAAAAAUAAACGAAAAAAGGACAGCACUUUGCAACUGAAUGCGGUAAUCCGCUGUGCUACUGUAGAAUUUAUACUGUAAUAGUGAGAUUUAAUUAUAUUUAUGUUGAACAACAUUUUGUCGAAUACAGACACCUGUGGGGGGACUCUUAACUACAUAGUGUCAUAUGUGAAAUAUUUGUAAAUAUGAUGUUAUAUAUUAAAAGUGUUCUGAAAAGAUAA